Molecule: messenger RNA, 5056 nt
Organism: Patella vulgata (common limpet)
Lineage: Eukaryota; Metazoa; Mollusca; Gastropoda; Patellidae
Exons: 29
Coding region: 32-5056 (1674 amino acids)
Biological process (GO): proteolysis
Molecular function (GO): metalloendopeptidase activity; zinc ion binding
Source: RefSeq, a predicted model, not a curated record
UUUCCAGAUUGGGAGGAGAGGUUUCUUCAAGAUGAGGAAAUUUGCCAUAUUGUGGUGUCUCUUACUUCUGGGUUUAUCUUCAGCAAGGUACAUGGUUAAAAGACAGGCAGUGGAAGAUGAAUCAAGUGAAAGUACUGAUACUGACAACUUGAUAAAUGACGAAGGCGAUGUUGUCAGUGAUAUGGAAAGUGAUGUCUCUGAAAACGAAGAGGGCGAAGCAAACGAUGUUUCAGGGGCGGAGGGUGGUGAUUCAGAAGAAGGAAGUUACGAGGAAGAAGCAGGCGGAGGCGAAAACGACGUUUCUGACAAUGCCCAAGAAAACGAGGAUCGAGGUGAUGACUCAGAUAACUAUAUUGAAAGCGAAGAAGAUGUUUCAGAAAAUGAAGAUAGUGAUUUAGAAGAACAAACUGGCGAAAGCGAUGUUGCCCAAGAUAGCGAGGAUGAAGAUGAAGGGGGCGAAGGUGACGAAGCCGAUGACUCGAAUAACAAUCUUCAGAGUGAGAUAAAAGGCGAUGAAUUGGAAGAAGAAGACGGCGGUGUUGGCGAUGUCUCAGAGGAGGAAGAUGGUGAUUCAGAAGAAGACGUAGAUGCUGACGAUGUUUUAGAGAUGGAUGAUGGUAAUUCAGUAGAAGAAACUACAGAUGAAGAAACACACGAAAGCGAUGUAGUGCAAGAUAUCGAGACUCAAGAUGAAUUACUUGGUGUUGACAUAAAUGGUGAGUCAAACGUAGACGCUACCGAGGAAGAAACAGACGGAGACAACAUCGAUGAUGCACAGGGUGAAGGUUUAGAAGGUGGGGAAGACGAUGACUCAAAUAACAAUUAUGAGAGUGAGAUAAAAAGUGAUGUCGUGGAAGAAGGAUCCGAAGAUGCCGUAAGUGAAAGUAAUGAAAAUGAAGGGCGGGAGGAAAAUGCGGAUUCUGAAGACACCGGGGUUGAAAGCGAGGGCGGUGAUACUAAGGAAAAUGGGGAUAUGGAAGAUAGCUAUAUUGGAGAUAUCGCAAGUGAUACUGCCGAAGCUAAUGAGAUUCAAAGCGAUGAAAUAGGGGACGUGGAAAAAGGACCAGGUUAUCAACCAGAAGCUGGCGAUGUUGAAGAAGCUGAGAGUGAUGAACCGGGCAAAGAAAGGGAGGAUAUUGGCGAUGCUGAAGAUGAAGAACCAGGGGCUCCACAAGCAAUAGCUGUAUAUGGCGGAAUAGAUUUCUUGGAAAACAAGGAAGAUGAGGAUUCCAACGAAUCAGAAACCCCCGAAGCCAUGGAGGCCUUGGAUGAAGCUAACCCGGAAAUGGAAGCAGAACUACUGACCCCUGAAGAACAGGAUAAAUUGUUGAAAGAAGAAGAGAGCAAAGCUAAAAUAGCUAAUGAAGAUGGUGGCACGGAACAAGAUGACGUAGGUGUUAAUUCGCAAGCAGAAGAAGAACUAGAAGAAGAAAGAGAAGAUCAAGAACAAGAUGAUGAACAAAAGGGGAAAGAACAAGAAGAAGGUAAUGGAGAGAAUGAAGUAGCUAAUGAUUUAUUGGAUUCACUUAAUGAAGAUGGUGGCGAGGAACAAGAUGAUAUAAGUGUUAAUUCGCAAACAGAAAAAGAAGAACAAGGCGAAGAACAAGAAGAUCAAGAACAAGAAGAAGUUAAUGGAGAGAAUGAUGUAGCUAAUGAUAUAUUGGAUUCACUUAAUGAAGAUGAUGGCGCGGAACAAAAUGAUGUAAGUGUUAAUUCGCAAACAGAAGAAGAAGAACAAGGCGAAGGUGAUGAACAAACGGGGCAAGAACAAGAAGAAGGUAAUGGAGAGAAUGAAGUAGCUAAUGAUUUAUUGGAUUCACUUAAUGAAGAUGGUGGCGAGGAACAAGAUGAUGUAAGUGUUAAUUCGCAAACAGACGAAGAAGAACAAGAAGGUCAAGAAGAAGAACAAGAAGAUCAAGAACAAGAAGAAGUUAAUGGAGAGAAUGAUGUAGCUAAUGAUAUAUUGGAUUCACUUAAUGAAGAUGAUGGCGCGGAACAAAAUGAUGCAGGUGUUAAUUCACAAGAAGAAGAAGAAAACCAAGAAGAACAAGAACAACAUAAUGAACAAACGGAACAAGAGCAAGAUCAUGAAGUUAAUGGAGAGAAUGAAACUGAAGAAGGACGACGACGACGUAAAAGAGAUGUAAAUACAAGACCCCCAGUUUCCUCUCUAUUCCCAUCUACGGCGUAUGUAAAGAACUCGUUUGUUACUGUAAAGGAUGCCAAACCAGUACCUAAAUCCGCUGGCAGAAGGAAAAGGUUUAUAUUGCCGUCUGAAUAUAACAGAUGGGAUCGUGGUAUAGUACCAUUUGAGUUCGAUGCAGUUUUUAAUACCCCACAGUCACAGUUUGAACGUAGAGCAUGUAUGUUGAAAUAUCAAACCCAAACAUGUAUACGUUUUGUUCAAAAUGACAAAGAUACCAAAUCCAAAUACGGGCUUACUCAUGAUGGCGUUAUGGAACACGUUCUAAAAGGCGGUUGUUGGUCAAUUCAAGGUAACUCAAGAAGGCAUCAAACUGUUAACUGUUGUGGAAAGCCUUUGUGUCUACAUGAAUUAGGUCACACAUUAGGUUUAGUUCAUGAACACCAGUCGGCCUUACGAAAAGGAUGGAUUCGGGUAAACUGGGAGAAUAUUAAACCGGCACAGAAAAGGGCUUUCGUAGACCAAAUGUCUUCUCCACUAAGUUCUAUGGUUGGUUAUGAUAUCACAUCUGACAUGCACUACAAUAUGAAUACUUUCAGUGUUAAUGGUAAACCAGUUAUGUCACAGUUGUACUCUGGACCUUAUUUAAGGGUGAAAAAUACGGACUUUUACGCAUAUAAGGAAGUAUCACUAGGUCACAAAUGUGGAGAGACUUAUUGUGCAAGUGCAGAUUUUCAGUGUGUUAAUGAAGGGUAUUUAACUCUAGUAAGAGAUGAAUGUGUUUGUGCAUGUCCUACUGGUUUAGAAGCUGCGUCGGGCUGUGCUGAUGUGAAGAAAAAGGCUGUAAUGAAGCAGUGGCCAGGUGGUACCUAUUCGAUCUUAAGACCAGAAAACGGUUGCCCAGAAGGACUUAAAGAAGGCAAGGUUGUUGUACACUCGACCAAAUCAUAUAACUCCAAUUUAUGGCAUCUCGGUUCUGGUUAUGACGGCACAAAGACUGAAAUCCAGGUUUGUACCAGUGAUGAAGACAACAAAAGUGAGGUACCGUGGGAACCUGGUGUGUAUUGUAUUCUUAGAAAAGGUGGAAAAUGUCCAGCAGGCUUCACCGAAUCAUUUAUACAAUAUGGGGAGACAACUGCACCGGAAACCACUGGCGCUGUACCAGACGGAGUAUUUGAGCAGCAGACGAGACUUUUCUUCUGUUGUCGCAGUGAUGGUUUUCAGGAUCUUGCAGUAAGGUUACCAAAUACUGUUCCGUUCGCUCUUGUGUCGCAUAGUGGAACUUGCCAAAUUAUUGAAGGUAUGGGCCACCAAGAAGAGUUCUUUGUUGUUCAGAAUAAACCUGCAGCCACAGUUGAUGGUUUUGGCUUUCCGACAAAUGUAGAGCAUCCUAAAGUUACAUUUAAUCCCAACUAUGGGACUAUCAGAUUAGCAGUUUGUUAUUACUAUCCGUUAAAUAUAGGAUGUGGUAAAAUCAUUGACCUAGAUCAUAGUAACCCAUCCGUGACUAUAACUAGUCCUGGAUAUCCAGAAAAUUAUCCUGAUAAAACAGAAUGUAACUGGCUCAUCAAGGGACCAGAACAUCUGACCAUUAAAAUUGAUUUUGAUGAAUUUGAAGUUGAAGGGACAUCAACCUGUCAUGAUUAUUUAGAAAUACGACAAAACAGAAUGGGACAAGCUGGAAUAAAAUAUUGUGGUAGUCAAUUAGGAACGACUAUUGUAAGUGUAUAUAAUAAUAUAAGUCUGACCUUUAGAAGUAAUAGUGCUGUCUCUAAGAAAGGAUUUAAGGCAACGGUUAAACUUAUACAAGAUGAAGACUAUGUUUAUGAUCCAUUAAAUAAAGGCAGAACGUACAGAGGCAAGGUCAAUAUUACCCAUGCGUUUGAACUAUGUUUACCCUGGUCACAAGUUACCCAUUGUGAACAUCACCCGCUGAGACCCGGUGAUUUUGAAGAUGAUUUAAUUGAGAAUUAUUGUCGUAAUCCCAAUGAUGGUAUUAUGCCUUGGUGUUAUACAGCAACAUCUGAUUGCAGUAGAAAUUACUGUGACGUCAGUAAAAUAGGGAAGAUGCACAACAGUUAUGACGACUGUGAUGACGUGAUAAAAGAAGAUCCCGAUUUUUGUCAGAGAGAUACUGCCCUGUCAGGGUGUGCCUUGGCAUGUAGCGGGGGUGGUGGAUCUGCAGAAAAGGAAAAAUCAUAUUUAGAUGUAUCAUGUCCGGCACCGGAAAUAUUAGAAGAUGCUGAGAUAAAGUCUGGAAAGAAAGAUGAAUAUAGAGAAGCAGAUGUUAUAACAUAUAAAUGUAAAACUGAAGAUUUAGAAUACAAGAGUUUCUGUUUAACAGAUGGAACUUGGUCUCCUGUAGGUUAUGUCUGUGGUGGAUGUCCAUAUGAAUGGGCAGAAUAUAAGAAGGGCUGUUAUAAAUAUUUCGGUAUACCAGUGAAACGUGUGGCAGCUGAACAGAUCUGUAAAGAACAUGGAGCUACGUUAACAACAGUUGUAGAUCAAGCCGAAGAAGAUUUUGUGAUCUCCAUCAGGGAAACUAUGCAUAAAGUAAUGAUAGGGUUGGAGAAGAAGGAUGGCAAGUGGGUAUGGCCAGAUGGAAAUGUUACUGAAUGGUUACCAUGGCAAGCUCCACCGUAUGACAGAUACGACUUUAAAUACGCAUCAUUACUUGGUCAAGAUAAGGGAAGAAAAUGGGUAGCAACCAAUGGCUAUUGGCCGGAAGAUUUUGUAUGUAAAAGGGCCACCAAAAAGCACGUGCUAUGUAAAGAUAGAUUGAAAAACUGUGAAGAUAUUAUGGCUGCCUUACCCCAAUCCUGUCAAAAUGGUGGAUGGGCUAGGAGUGAAUGUCCAGUCUCUUGUAAUAUAUGUGAGGUAUCAGGUAAGAUGUUCCUUGAUUAUCCACGUUGA